Ostrea edulis (European flat oyster) is the source of this 1940-nucleotide messenger RNA. RefSeq names its product protein jagunal homolog 1-like. The transcript has 2 exons. Lineage: Eukaryota; Metazoa; Mollusca; Bivalvia; Ostreida; Ostreidae. Gene Ontology annotation, cellular component: endoplasmic reticulum membrane. Gene Ontology annotation, biological process: vesicle-mediated transport; endoplasmic reticulum organization. Bases 263 to 772 code for a protein of 169 amino acids. The record is from RefSeq and is a predicted model, not a curated record.
GGAUCUCGACCUAUUGGUACGGACGGGAGCGAUCACUGGCACAGGGAGAGUGUUGCCUGGCAAUAUAAAUUUAGGUAUGAGGUCAAAGCUCUACGUUAUUGUAUUGAUGUAACGUGAUGGUCUGUGUUUUGUCUGAUGGUAAAUUAAAUAAUGUGCAGCAUCUCGAGAUAUUGUAUCAGAUGUUACUGGUAGGCUAUAGUAUUUCCUGCCAGAAGAUAUGUACAAGUAGUUGGGUUUUAGGGAGGCUACGGUAUCAGUGAAAAUGUUUAACAGUGCACCGUGGAUGAAAGAUUCCCUGAACAAGUCCCGGUUACGGACCGACCUUAUUGUUCAUCUUUCCUUGGGUCUGCUGAUGAUAGUGAGAAUCCUGCCCGGACUGACCUCAUUCCUCGGUGUCGGACCAGUAUCCACGCUAAGAAAAUGGAGCUUUCCACCGCCGCGACCUUGGGAGUAUGCGUGGGUCGUGUGCCUGAUGGCGGUGAUGGUAGGGUGGCGUUCCAUGGCCAGGAAUGAAAUCAGACUUCUGAAGCAGUAUGUUGUGGGAUCUGUAAUUUUCGGUAUUCUUCCCGUGGUCUAUGGGUUCGUUGAACAAAGUGAUGACUUAUACGCAUAUUUAAAUGAAAAAAGAUUCCAAGGACAGUUUUUUGGAUACCCGGCAGUUCUCGUGUUCUACCUAUUUCUUUUCAUAGCCAUUCAGGUUCAUGCAUUUGGUGUGUACUUUUCAUAUCAACUUCUGAAGUCAUGGAAACCCCGGGAAAAGAAGACGCAAUGAUUUAGCCACCGUAUGUUCCCGCGUUUGUCUACAUAUCCAUGUUGUUCGAGUGGUUUGACUCCGAGUGCAUGUGUACUGUGCUGUACAUGAUAGUAGCUUAAAUACUGCAUGAUUUGUAGACUUUCCAUGUUCAUGUUUUAUAAAAGUAUUUGUAUUCAUUCAUUCAUGAUGAUGGGCAAGUACCCUGUUUUCAUUACAUGUAAAUAUGUGGAUGAUCUUCUAACAGCGAUUUCUUUUUUCAUUACGUGUUUUGUCCUUGGCGGCAUUCAAUAUACAGUGUACCAAUACAGGUACCUAAAUGAAACCAUUGUACUCGAUCUAGUCAGAUACUAGGUUGCCUUUUGAAGUCUGGUAAUCAAAUUAUGUGUACUUAUGCAAGUAAAUUGUGGACUAAACCGAGUUUGCUCCUCUAGUUUAAGAAUAGGAUGUCAAGUUAGACUUGAUUAUGUAUGCCCAGGACUUGAAGACAAAUGUUAAAGAAACAUUAAGGAUUUGAUAACUGGCUCCGAGAACUUUUUGCAUUUUGAGAAAAGUGAUAGACAAUAUAUGUUGUGUUUAUAAAUCUUGUCUAAAACUUUUGACAUUUUACAUGUGUUUGAAAUUUUUCUGUCAAUUUCCAUUCCAGCUUUCAAUUAGCUAUCAGCUGUUUACCGGUAAUAGCGUGGAGGUAUUUUAUGUAUUUGAUUAUGUUUGAAGUCAUUGAUUUAAAUGAUCUUUUUAUGUUUUGUAAAUGAUCGCUUUUAGAUGUUUUGGUUUCUCUUUUUUGUUUUUAAAAUUGACCAGAGCUAAAGCAUUAUUAUGGAGCUCAAGAAAAAAAUAUUUAAAUCUAAACAUUUGUUAUGCAAUGAAUAUUCUAACUUUUAUUUGGUUUAUAUGAUAUACCCAAGGCUAACAGUUGUGGAAAUGGCUUGAAUUUUUUUCCAAGUAUUUGGGUGUAUUAGUCAAAUGUUUGUGCAUGCUGUGCAAGAGUUUUGCCCCUUUUUAAAUAUAAACACUGUUGGUGUAAUCGAUGUCAGCCCACGCACACGUGCAGCUUCAAUGGUUGUCAAUGAUUCAGGUCUAAAUCAUUGUGUUCUUGUUCUAUGCCUGUUAACGGUUUCACACUGGUAAAGAAAAAAAUUAUACCUCAGAUCCCGUUUGGUGAUGUUAAUAAAUUUGGAGGAACCAA